AUGGUUUCAAUUGGCUUAAAUGUAACAAGUGUGUUUGUUUCACUCGUAUUCUUUACAAUAUAUACUAGUUUUUUCCUACACAUUUCAUGUGUAUCUACAUCGUUAAAUCAAAAGUCCAAGGAACAGAGCAAGCAGUCUUCUAAAUUUAUGCCGUACACCCAGCCUUACUACAAUCAGGCCUUCUUCAAUCAGCAAUACCCUUAUUCCACGCCCGAUUAUUACACAAAUUUCGAUUCAAAAAAUAUGACCAUUGAAGUUCUUCCGAACGAUGACGAGGAUGAGGAUGAUGGAUUCUUGAAAUUUGGACUUUUGCGUGAUGCCUACGGCUACGGAGACUCCAUUCAGGUACUUUACGAGACCUCUCAUCGUAUUGAAAGUCCUUUCAUUCUUGGUGGUACUGCCCACUCUAUUCAUAGUAGUUUAAAACCUCGUCCUGGCAAGAUGGAGCUUAACUCGACUCUAUACAACUGCAACUACACUACCAACAUAUAUACUAAGUCUAAGAAGUGGAAUACUGGGUUUCUCAGGGCUAAGUCUAAUCACGGCUCAGUCACGUUAACUUUAUACGAGGCUGAUGAGAAUACGAAUUCUUGUGGAAAGGUCAUUGAUCGAUUCGACGUUUUCAAUGCGAAGACCACCGCUCUAUCAGGGCGGGAGUUUAUAACUGGCCGUAACCUCAUUGACGUUCAAGACUUUGUCGGUCAGAAGUACAGUAAGCCUGCUGGAGAGGCUCAUGUUUCUAAACCUAAAAUACGAGCCGGCUUGCAGAGGCCCUAUAAGUCAAAUGUGACUCCUUACAAGAGGCCGCAGAAGUGUUCUGAUGUGGCUAUUAAGCCUAGCCCACUGCCUUCAUUCAAUCCUACUUUCGAACCUAAACCGAACAAUGUUUUCAGGCCUGAGCAUGAUCUGCCCACUUCAAACGUAAACGUCAGUGAAAUUAUAAAGAACAUAGAAUUAAUGCUAGACGAAAAUUAA
Molecule: messenger RNA, 975 nt
Organism: Theileria orientalis strain Shintoku
Lineage: Eukaryota; Apicomplexa; Aconoidasida; Piroplasmida; Theileriidae
Exons: 6
Coding region: 1-975 (324 amino acids)
Source: RefSeq, a predicted model, not a curated record